AUGUCCCGGACUGAAAGAAUCACAGGGCUGUCCGCCAAGCUCGGAGAGGGCGCGUUGGCUGUUGUCGGAGUCGCCCUUUACAGCAAAGCCGUGGCGGAUGUAUUUUCACGCGACUUUACCGUCUUGGAGAAGGCCGCAGUCGUGACGUCCAUCCUGCCCGGCAUCGGCUGCGCUUUACAGCUUGCAAAUGAUGUAGAACGGGGACAUGUUGACGUGGCCAACACCGAGUUAUGCUUUGUUGAAGAUGCUCUACUGAUCACUGGGUUCUGGGAAAUCGCCCUAGCACUUCAGAUGGCAGAAGGGGUCAAGGAUUGGUUUGAAGCAGAGCAUGAGCGGAUGAAACUCUACAACCUCACGGGCGAUCUGCACGCCGCUCACAAGGUCUUGCGAAACGCCACAAUCGCGGGAGGAAGAAUAUAUGCCGGCAGCGUGCAGUCCAUGGAAACGGCACAGAAGAUGGGCCUGACAGAAGAUUGCCAGGCCCUCUUCACCACGUGCCUGGUUCCAAGCGGGAAGGGCGACGUUGGUAGGCCUCUGUGGUGCCAAUAA
This is a messenger RNA of Metarhizium album ARSEF 1941, 549 nucleotides long. RefSeq lists its product as uncharacterized. NCBI's taxonomy places the organism in Eukaryota, Fungi, Ascomycota, Sordariomycetes, Hypocreales, Clavicipitaceae. The record is from RefSeq and is a predicted model, not a curated record. The coding region runs from base 1 to 549 and encodes 182 amino acids. The transcript has 2 exons.